Phoenix dactylifera (date palm) is the source of this 1561-nucleotide messenger RNA. RefSeq names its product farnesylated protein-converting enzyme 2 (gene FACE2). Gene Ontology annotation, molecular function: metalloendopeptidase activity. Gene Ontology annotation, biological process: CAAX-box protein processing. Gene Ontology annotation, cellular component: endoplasmic reticulum membrane. Lineage: Eukaryota; Viridiplantae; Streptophyta; Magnoliopsida; Arecales; Arecaceae. The record is from RefSeq and is a predicted model, not a curated record.
AACCUAUGUCGGAAAGGCGAAGACCGAAGUUAAAAGGGGGGGGAGAGAGAAAGGCGGGGAUAGAUCAAUUGGGCGCUGUUCUAUGAUUCGCCGGUCCGCUCUUUCCGCCGCCGACUCCGUCCUUCUCGUCUAUGGUGGUGGCGCCGGAGAAUCCUCUCAGCGGAGAGUCGGCGGCGGCCGGCUCCGUGCCAGGAUCGGCGGCGCUGGCGGCAUGCGCGGCCAUGGCCAUCUUCUACGUUGCGAUUCUCUACUCCCCGACUCUCAUCCUCCGUCUCCCUCCCCCGAGCUCCAUCGAUAGCUUCAUGAUCCGGAGGUUCGCCUGCGCCAUUGUUUCCUCCGCCGUCUCCGUGCUCGCCUCCGCCAUUCUCCUCGGACUAGGGAGAUUCCGUGACUUGUCAUCAGUUUUGGGUGUAUUUGGCAUUAGAAAAGACCACUUGUGCCAAGCUGUGGUCUUUCCUCUUUUCUUGACAUCUCUACUGUAUGCUGGGUCACUGGUAAAGAAGUCCUGGUCACUGAUGAUUACAUGCGGAGGAGUCAGGCCCAAUUCUUGCUGUGAAGUCCGUCCGUAUGGUUGUGAUAGAAGCUAUGCUCAAAGAUGCCUUAACUGGACAAGCAGUUGUGCUCGUAAUGUUAUGGUCUGGCGAAACUAUGUGGUGGCGCCAUUUACAGAAGAGAUGGUUUUCAGGGCAUGUAUGAUUCCUCUGCUUCUUUGUGGAGGAUUUAAAACUUAUACCAUCAUAUUUCUUAGCCCAGUUUUCUUCAGCUUAGCACACUUAAAUCAUUUCCUGGAGCUUUAUUUUCAACAGAAAUAUAGCUUUUUGAAAGCUUUCCUGAUUGUAGGUCUUCAGCUUGGCUAUACUGUGAUUUUUGGCUGGUAUGCAUCUUUUCUCUUCAUCCGAACAGGGAACCUGAUAUCUCCUAUCGUAGCUCAUAUAUUUUGUAAUAUGAUGGGGUUGCCUGUUUUGUCUUCUUCAAGGACUAAAGGAGUGGCAACUAUGGCAUUUGCAGCUGGCUUGGCAGGUUUCUGUUGGCUUUUAUUUCCUGCCACAAGUCCGGAUCUAUACAAUGAUCAGAGAGAUGGUUGUAGUUGUUGGCAGGGCUAUUGCAGCUGGAACUAACUGGAACUGCGCGGUAGAGUUGAAGAAUGACCUGAUGAGAAAGAUAUCACAACUUUUCAGCAUAAAGGGUGAAGAAAAGAUUUUCUGCUUGUGGCUUCGUUCCUGUCUUGUGUUUGCUCCAGCCUUUUAUCAGCCUGUAAUCAGAUGGAGAGCUGGUUCAAUUAUGAUUAGCAAAGCAGUUCAAAACAUUCACACUUUCUGAUUGAUGUGAGCAAAGCUCAAGGGGCAUCAAUGAGAGGGUUUUUUUUUUUCUUAAGGAGUUAUCCAGAGCUCGAACUUCUCUUUGUAAUUCAGCAAACAAUGCUUAGAAGUAAUUGAUGCAAUGUCUCUAAUCAAUAGCUGAGGCUUCAACAAAACAAGUAGAAUUCUUCGGAUGGAGAAAUCCCCAUGAAGUGUAUCAAAUGAUUGAUGCUGAGGUUUAGCAUUUGUGAUGGCCUUUGAUU